AUGAAUUCAACUAUUAUACCACCUAAUGAUUCAGGUGAUAUAAUUAUUAAUUAUUUAAUUCCUGGAUUAAAUGAAUCAAUUGAAAUUCCUUUCCAUUUAUUAGAUUCAUUUCAAACUGAUCAAACUAAAUUAGCUUUAAUUAUGGGAAUAACUAUUGGUAGUUGUUCAAUGACUUUAAUUUUUUUGAUUUCUAUAAUGUAUAAAACUAAUAAAUUAUCAAAUAUUUUUAAUAAUAAUAUUAAUAUUAAAACUAUUUUCCAAUGGAUAAAUCAAAUGAUUUUUAAUGAAAAAAUAAAUUUAAAUAAACACAAACAAAAUGAUUCCUAUAAUAACAAUAUCAUUGUUGGUAAAGGAUUUUAUAAAUUAUUUUUAUUUUAUCUUAAUUCAUUAAUUUUAUUAAUUGGAAUUAUUAGAUCUGGUUGUUAUUUAAAUUAUAAUUUAGGUCCAUUAAAUUCAAUUAGUUUUGUAUUCACUGGUUGGUAUAAUGAAUCAAUAUCAACUUCAAAAUUAUCAUUUAUAUCAUCCGAUAUAACUAAUGGAUUUAAAUGUAUUUUAUAUGGUUUAGUAGAAAUUUCAUUAGGUUUCCAAGUUUAUAUUAUGUUUAAAACUUCAAAUUUAAAAAUUUGGGGAUUAAUGGCAUCAUUAUUAUCAAUUAGUUUAGGGUUAAUAGUAGUUGCUUUACAAAUCAAUUUAACAAUUUUAUCUCAUAUUCGAUUUGUUAAAGCUACCACUACAACUACCACUACAAAUAAUAAUGAAACAUCCACUUCCAUAGUAACAGGAGGAUAUGUGAUUAAUUCAAUUUGGAUGGAUUUACCAACAAUUUUAUUUUCAAUUAGUAUUAAUAUUAUGACAAUAUUAUUAAUUGGUAAACUUAUAAUUGCUAUUAGAAUUAGACGUUAUUUAGGUUUAAAACAAUUUGAUAGUUUCCAUAUUUUAUUAAUUGGUUUUAGUCAAACUUUAAUUAUUCCUUCAAUUAUUUUAAUAAUUCAUUAUUUUUAUUUAUCAAAAAGUAAAGAUUCUUUAUUACAACAAAUUAGUCUUUUAUUAAUAAUUUUAAUGUUACCAUUAAGUUCUUUAUGGGCUCAAACAGCUAAUAAUAUUCAUAAUAUUAAUUCAUCUCCAAGUUUAUCAUUUAUAUCUCGUCAUCAUCUGUCUGAUAAUAAUUCUAAUAUCAAUACAAUUGUUAAUGGAAACAAUAAUCAUCUUUAUAAUAGCAACAGCAACAGCAACAGCAACAGCAACAGUAAUGGAAAUGGAAAUGGUAAAUUUUCAAAAUUAAAUACUAAUGGUUCUUCUCCAUUCACUUUAAAAGGAGAUUCAGGAUCUUUAAUGUUACAAAUGACCAGUAAUAGCAACAAUGGUAAUAAUGGUAAUAUUAAUGCUGGUAAUGUUAAUGCUGGUAAUAAUUUUUCAAUCCCAGUUUCAGGAAUUGAUGCUCAAUUACCUCCUGAUAUUGAAAAAAUAUUACAUGAUGAAGAUAAUAUAAAUAAUUAUAAAUUACUUAACAUUAAUAAUGAAAAUAUCAAUGAUGGAGAUAUUAUAAUUAAUGAUGAAGGAAUGAUUACUAAACAAAUUACCAUUAAAAGGGUUUAA
Molecule: messenger RNA, 1596 nt
Organism: Candida dubliniensis CD36
Lineage: Eukaryota; Fungi; Ascomycota; Pichiomycetes; Serinales; Debaryomycetaceae
Gene: STE2
Product: alpha-factor pheromone receptor
Exons: 1
Coding region: 1-1596 (531 amino acids)
Biological process (GO): G protein-coupled receptor signaling pathway
Cellular component (GO): membrane; G protein-coupled receptor homodimeric complex
Molecular function (GO): pheromone binding; mating-type factor pheromone receptor activity
Source: RefSeq, a predicted model, not a curated record